AUGUCAAUGCCACCGCCACCGACCACCCUCCCAACCCCUCAAAACAUGGCAACGGUAAUGCCUACCGCUGUAGACGCGGGCAAAUCGAUUACAGUCUCUUCGUUCAAAAUCACGACCCGCAAGCUCCCGAUCCUCAAUGCGCAAGAAAUCGACGCGAUGACAGAAAAGCUUGGGAUUACGCCACCGGAAAUGAUCUUUGGGAAUAAUAUAGUUUCUAUUGAAAAGGUCGGGGAGCAGGGAGAGGAGUGGAAGAUUGAGUUUAAUGCGCUGGAUGCGUUGGAUUUGGUCGAUAAGACGGGGAAUGAUAUGUUGAAGGUUGCGUAUUCGGCGGCGUGGCAGAAGCAGAGAGAGAAAAUGCACGAAGGGAUUAAAGAGGUCGUGAAGCCAUUCGACUGGACGUAUUCGACCAACUACCAAGGAUCGAUAUCUGGAACAAAGGAGUUCACCGAAACGACCGACCAAAUCCCUCUGGACAAACUCCGACGUCAAGAUCCCAUCCUCUUCUUUGACGAUGUCAUGCUUUACGAAGACGAACUAGCAGACAAUGGCAUGUCGAUAUUAUCUGUGAAAGUCAGGGUUAUGCCUGCCAGACUUCUUUUGCUGGCAAGGUUUUACAUGCGACUUGAUGAUGUCGUGUUUAGGAUCAGAGAUACGAGGGUCUUUGUAGAAUUCGCGGACGGAGUGGUAUUAAGAGAAUAUCAGGAGAAGGAGGAUAGUUACGAGAAUGUUAAGAAGAAAUUCCCACCAUAUCGAGAUGAUAUACCUGCUAUUAUGAGGGACCCGAACCAAAUGGCGGAGUAUUUGCCUUUGAAGUCGGUAAAAGUCGAGAAGCUGGUUUUAUAA
This is a messenger RNA of Orbilia oligospora ATCC 24927, 843 nucleotides long. RefSeq lists its product as uncharacterized. Lineage: Eukaryota; Fungi; Ascomycota; Orbiliomycetes; Orbiliales; Orbiliaceae. The record is from RefSeq and is a predicted model, not a curated record. The transcript is spliced from 4 exons. Gene Ontology annotation, cellular component: cytosol. Gene Ontology annotation, biological process: TOR signaling. Bases 1 to 843 code for a protein of 280 amino acids.